Molecule: messenger RNA, 3221 nt
Organism: Heteronotia binoei (common prickly gecko)
Lineage: Eukaryota; Metazoa; Chordata; Lepidosauria; Squamata; Gekkonidae
Gene: PP2D1
Product: protein phosphatase 2C like domain containing 1
Exons: 3
Coding region: 122-2353 (743 amino acids)
Biological process (GO): protein dephosphorylation
Molecular function (GO): protein serine/threonine phosphatase activity
Source: RefSeq, a predicted model, not a curated record
CUAAGGAUACGGUUACUAUAGUAAUAACUGUAAACACUGGAAUUGCAGUACCCAAGCUAGUGUGUUAACAGCAACAGAAAGAAAUGACACCUAAAGAACACAACUUUCUUAAAGCCAAAGAAUGACAUGGGAAACAGACUCAGAAAGGACUGACUCUAAAUUUCAGAAAGGUGAAGAUGAUCCCACCAAGAGAGUUAGUACUGAUUUCAAGAAAGUUGGCCAUCUCGACAUUACAGUUCUUUGCUCUAUAUGCCAUGAAGCAGUCUAUAUUAGACAACUUUUCUAUCACAAACGAGCACAUAAGGCACAAUUUGCACUAGGUUAUCAGAGACCAUGGACUGAGACACUAGAUAUAAACAAGUUAGCCCGUCGGCAAAAAGAGCUAUUUUUAAGAAUGAUAACUUCUCCUAAAUAUACUGAACAAGAAGCACACAAGAUCGACUUUUCAUUGGAGUUCCUAAAGGAGAGCCUAAAAAGCACACCGUAUUUCUGUAUCAACAGUGUUGAGCAAAGUUCUGUACACACUAAAGAAGUAAGCAAUCCAGUUAUAAAAGCCAUAGCAAUUUGUCAGGACAGAAAUAUUCUUUGGCGUGCAAACUUAGAAGAUGUAUUUGUUGUACUAGACAAUUAUGGAAACAGGCCUGGAACAUGCUUUUUUGGACUCUUUGAUGGAAGCAAUGGUAUUUCUGCUGCAGAAACCACUUCAGCUGAGCUUCCCCUUUUAUUACUUGACCAGCUUGCUUGUAUAGAUUCCUCCUACCAAGUGAGUGCUGCUGAACGACUAGCACUAGAUUCAUUUCUCACUGUCUUUAGGCCAGAUUAUAGUGUAAGAGAAAAAAUUUUCACCUCUAUGACAAGCCAGUCCAAGAAACUUCUGCCAAGCAAUUACAAAUGGAUUCACCAAGCAUAUGCCAAGUCCUUUUGGCGAAUGGACAGGCUUUUACGACUGGGAAGAAACGAAGCUUCCAGGAUUCGCUGGAGUAGCUGCUCAGCUGUCACCUGUUUAGUGGAAAAGAUAAUCAGUGAAAAGCAACACCAACCAACUCAAAGGGAGGAAACACUUCAAAGGAUGAGUGGGGAAAAUGAAAGGAACAACAUGAAACAGGAGGAGCUGGCUGAUAAUUCAAGCAUUGUAGAGGGGAAAAGCAUCAUAGCACAAGGAGCUCCAUGUGUCAGCGAUAAAAAGCCCAGCAGCAAUGACCAACAAGAGGAGAAGCCUCUUGAAAAAAUAAAUGAAGAGGAAAAAACUAUCAGAGAGGAUAGCAAAUGUUUUAUCAGUAACAAAGACAGGCUCCAGGAACAUCAGCUGACGAAGAAUAAUAAUUCUACAGAGUCUGAAGAAGGUAGUGCUGGAAUAAUGCAUAUUGCUAACAUUGGCAAUGUUCAUGUGGUUCUAUGCAAAAAUGGACAAAGCUAUUGGCUUACUAAAGAACAUACCACUUACUCUGCAAAAGAAAGAAAACGCGUGCUUCAAAAUGGAGGCUAUAUCAGCUCUAAUGAACCCAAAGGAAUGGUUGAAGGAAUUAUCAGACCUACUCGUGGACUUGGCUAUCAUGGAAACCCACAGUUAAAAAAAAGCGUAAUUCCUGUACCUCAUACAAUUUCCAUUCCAGUAGAUGAUUCAUGUCAAUUUCUUAUUUUAGCUUCUAAUGGACUUUGGGAAGUUCUAGAUAAAAAUGUAGUAGUGACAUUAGCACUAAUUAUGUACUCUGCUUUUUUAGAACAAUAUCAACAUACUCAGCUACAAAAGAUCCGCAUGGCUGAAAAGUUAAAACUGGACAAGCAGGAUUCUGAAGACUCUUUUUUUACAUGGCAUUUGAAGCCAGAUUUUCUUUUUUCAAAGGAAGAUUUUGAAAAAGACAAUAUGGAACAGAACAGUACAGAGAUAAGUUCACCAAUAAGCAGUGGCUCAACAGGAGAAGAGAGAAGUCCAUUUGGCUCCUUAGUGGGAAGCUCGAGAGAGCAAAAAUUAGAGAGCCCUUCAGAAGAAGCUGUUAAAUCCUGCACAUUUAAUGAGGAUACAUCAUCUUCAAAUGACACAGAAACGAUCUCAUCAAGCUCUGGCAGUCAAACCAGUUCUAAGGAAUCACAAGUGCUUGAUGAACAGCAUGUAUCUAGCUGUUUUGAAUCAACUGACAGUCAAGAAUCAUCUUCACAAACAGAUGGUGAAGAAACAGAUAUUACAACAUUUUAUGCCCAUGCAGCAAAAUAUAUUAGUAAACAUCUUGUAAAAGCUGCACUUCGAGCAGGUUCCCGAGAUAAUAUUUCUGUUUUGAUAAUACUCUUAAAUGGAUGUGAUAAGAUACCCACUUAUGUUCAGCCCAGUUAUGAAGGUAGUCAGUGUGAAAUAUGAAAUGCAACUGUAGCUCUAGUCUUAUGACAGAAAAAAAGAACUGAAAUGAAUGCAUAAAACCGAAAUUUAAGAAUGACUGCAAUGAUUUCCUGUUUUAUACCACUUUAUUCAAACCUGAGCACCUCAAUAUAAAACUAAACACUGGUGAACUGUCAUCUUCCUUGCUAAGCCCAAAUUACUGCAAAUUUACAAUCUGCACAUGUAAGUUUCUGCUAGCAGUUCAACAUUUAAAUAGAUUAAAUCAUCUUUUCUGACACUUGGUAGAUUUCAUAUAAUGAAAAUAACUAAAGAAUUAGUGCAAUAUACUGGACAGAUCAAAAUAAAAUGGACUUUGGAAAACAAAGUUGCAGAGUUCAUUACAGACAGACAGUAGUACUUAUGUUACAGGUACAGGAGCAUCAUUUAUUACCGUUCCAUCCAUGAAGGAAGAACUUAAUCCCCUCAAGCCCUGGGGGAAAGAAAUGUUAGCUCUUUAAAGUAACUGUACAUAUUGUAUACUUUUAAGCAACUUUUAAAUAGUACAGAGUAUUAAACAGAUGUAGACUACAAUGCAGUACCCUAUUUACAGUACAUUAAUAUCCCAAUUUAAAAUCAAGUUAAAUGUACAUAAUUGUUAGUGCACUGACUGGUUUGACUUUUAGAGGGACAUAACUGUUUUGGUCAACAGUGAUUAAACACAAAUCAGACUCCUCGUUUUUGUUUUACUUGGAAAACUCUCAAAAGCUCAUGAAAAACUCUUGUUAUGUUAGCAGUUGAAUUCAUUGGUUCUGCCAUUUUAUAAACAGAAAACAAACUUGAUUUUAUCACUUAAAACUGGGUUGACAAAUUUACAUAUAGCGUAACAACUAAAAAACCAAUUGUUCUGAAA